AUGGCCGUCCUAAUGGCCAAAUGCGAGAGGCUUCGGCAGGCUUACUCGGAUUACAAGCAUCUCUCGACGGACAACUUGUCUUUCGUGGCGGGAUUGCGAGGCCGGCCUGUCCCCGCCCCGGGUGCGGACCUCGGGCGGUGCAAGGUUCGCCGGCGCCCCAAGCCCGAUGAUGUCCCCAAGAGUGAAGACGACGAGAAAGUCGAGGAGGACGAUGAUAGCUCUCUGGAAAGCCAGGGUGCGAAACAAGCCUGCCCGAGCCGCUCUUGCGCCCCUAGAGUAGAUAAGCUGGAGGCUAUGACGGAAAAGAGGGUGGCGGCACAAACAGCCCGGCAAAAGGCGCAGUCGAGGCUGGGGUCGGCGCGCGAGAGGUCCCAGGAGGCAGAGACCAAGCUGGAAGAGGCCAAGGCAGAACUGGUACGCAUGACCAAGGCCAUCGCAGAGGGUGACGAGAGAACGGAAGCUCUUCAGGACACGCUGCGCAACGAAGGAUCGAUCAACAAGGCCGUCGCGGAAGAGCUGGAUAUGUUGCUCGUGGAGGCGAUGAAUCUGCGGAGGGAGUUUGUCGUUGACACCCUGCCGCCUAGGCCCACCACCGUGAUCGUUCCCGUCGACGAGGGGGAAGAGGACAAUGAUGCUCCCAGCUACCAAGAGGACGGGAGAUCCCUCGAGUCUCCCGUCAUAGCACCCGGACAACAGCUCCUGGCGAGAGAUGGCGGUGGCAAGGGCGUCGGCAGCGGCGGCGGCGGUGGCGGCCCCCACGACGGCAGCAGGGAGUGGAUCCACAGCGGGCGGCUCGCGCACACGGGGAUUUUCGUCCGCCCCCCAAGGCCAAAAAGCCGCGGCGGCGGCGGCGGCGGCGGCGGCGGCGGCGGCGGUAGCGGCAACAGAAACCCUCCCUCCUCUCCGCAGGAAAGCAGCAGCGACCAGCAGAGAAACAGCGGCGACAGCAGCAGCAGUGGCAGCCGUUCGGGCCUGCUGGAGGCGGCGGCGGCGGCGGCGGCGGACGCGGCAACGGGUCGCGACGGCGGUGAGGGGGUUGGGGUUGAGGCGGAGGCGGCGGCAGGUGACUACGGGGGUGGCAGCAAGGGCCGGUCCGAAGGGGAGGACGCCUGGUCGUGCUGCGGGAAGCCGGUCUUGAGCGCUGGCCGUGGGUGCGAGCCGCGGGAGCCGCUCGCAACGCCGGAAGACCUGCUCCUUGAUACGAUCGAUCCGAGGUCGAGGUUGGGCCAGCCGUUGGACUUUCGGGACUUCCUCCCCCAGAUAGCUUGGUUGGGGCUGUCGCCAGACCCGGUGCGCCCUCUGCCCGGAAGCCCGGGCGACGGCACCCUCCGCCCCCACACCGCCCCGGAAAGGCUGACGGACGCUGCCGGGCAGUGGAGCCCUCAAGGGUGGGCAGGAGGGGACGCGAAUAGAGAGUACGACCGACGAGCAUCUAGGAGUAGAAACGGGGGGCUAGUGGGGGGGGUGUGGGCGAGCGGAGGAAGGAGGAGGCGUGGGCCGGGGGGGGGGUUGGGGGUAGCGCAUCCCCCCUCCCUGGACAGCGGCGUCAACACCUGGUGGAAGAACAAAACGCCCCACCAGCGGGGCGGCCGCGGUGGCGGCGGUGGCGGCGGAGGCGGCGGCGCCAACGGAAGGGGUUCGAGGACGGAGGCAGGAGAGGCGCCUCUUCUUCCGAAGCGGCACGCGUUUCUCCGCCGAUCCCAUCCCACCGCUACGACGGCGACGUACGCGUCGUCUCGCUCGGGCACUACCCGCAACAACGGCGACGCGCGGACGGGCGGCGGCGGGGAAAGCACUUCUACCGCCGCCGCUGCUGCUGCUCGUGCCGCAGCGUCAGCCGCGGGCGUUGAUGAGUUUUGGCCAAGGACUCAGAUUCUGGGGAUGAACGGGGGUAGGUUGCCGACAAGAGUGAGGCAGGUGCCAAUCGACAGGCCGCUCACCGCGCCCUGCGGGAAGGUCGGGCGGCGGAGAGUGCGGACACGCGGCGGCAACAAGGGGGGCGCCAACAGACCUUGA
Ectocarpus siliculosus is the source of this 2016-nucleotide messenger RNA. The record is from the annotation of a GenBank genome assembly. Lineage: Eukaryota; Phaeophyceae; Ectocarpales; Ectocarpaceae.